Molecule: messenger RNA, 3407 nt
Organism: Chelmon rostratus (copperband butterflyfish)
Lineage: Eukaryota; Metazoa; Chordata; Actinopteri; Chaetodontiformes; Chaetodontidae
Gene: pgr
Product: progesterone receptor
Exons: 8
Coding region: 249-2270 (673 amino acids)
Biological process (GO): regulation of DNA-templated transcription
Molecular function (GO): sequence-specific DNA binding; zinc ion binding; DNA-binding transcription factor activity
Source: RefSeq, a predicted model, not a curated record
UCCUCAAUGAGCUCAUAACUGCGCACCUUUCAUCCCUCAUCAUCAACAUAGAGGCUAAAACGUGGUUUUAUUCUCCGAGCAGCUGCUAAAUUGUACGGAAUCGACUCUUAUGUGAGAGAAAGGCAAAGUCACAGCCUUUCCUCAGCAAGGGGCAGGAUUACAAGAAAGUCUCUGAGCCACAGUUUAUCACACACCGUCCACUCCCCGGGCGCAAUCCAGUCUCUGCUGCGCGCGGCGCUGUUCGCAAAAUGGAAAAUAAAAUAAACGGAGGGAUGAGCACCAUCGGUACAUCGAUCGCUGAGUCCACCGACACAAGAGUGGGCGACCUGAUUGAAGCUGGGUACAGUAAUACUAAAUUAAAUAACGAGUCACAGUCUCUUACGUGCAUGUCCUCCUCCGUGCGUAAUUUUGGAAACGCCAGCUCUCUGAUCCACGGGCUGAAUUCAAGCGGCGACGGCGCAGUUUUCAGAGACUGUAACAUACUCGAUGGUUCACUUGUUGCAAAACAUUUUUAUGACCGUAGCAGUGAAUAUCUGAAGUGUGACUCUGUGCCGUGGGAAGAUUUCGUUAGUGUUCAGGGGACGAACGUGACUUCACCCGAAAGUUUGCCCGGCGCAAAUCUAAGCCUCUCCUUGACUACCGGAGCGUGUAAAUUCAUCAAAGAUGAAAAGGAGCCUUCUGUGAUUAUGGACGCCCCUUGUUCUAACUUUGAUCCAUCAUCGGAGAUACCUGCUCUUGACACCUGUUGUGACACCGACAGGAAGCAGCUGCUGGGGCUUAGCGACGGGGAGUCAGCCGGCUUCACGGCGGGUCCUCGAUCGGGGCUGGAGGGGUCUCCAAACUUUCUGACCGACCUGAACCAGUCGGAGCAGCAGCCGGCGCUGAGCCAGGUGAGGACUGACCCGAGGUGUGGUUUGUCCGGGAAAGCUGUCAUCAACUUUGACGCCAACAGGAACGCAACCCAGCAACUGACCAUGUACAAGAACGAGGUUACCCGCUGGCAGAUGCCGACGUCUCCGGCUGAGCCUCAGUACUGGUGCCAGUCCGCAGGGGUGACCGAAGACUCGUUCAUACCCAGCGGCUAUGAUGGGAUCCAGAACCAGGCCCUGUCUCAGAGGAACCCAUCACCUUUCUCCACAUUCCCCGGUAUGCCACCUCAGAGAAUGUGCGUGAUCUGCGGGGAUGAGGCAUCUGGUUGCCACUAUGGAGUCCUAACCUGUGGGAGCUGUAAAGUCUUUUUUAAAAGAGCAGUUGAAGGCCAUCACAGUUAUCUCUGCGCUGGGCGAAAUGACUGCAUUGUGGACAAAAUCCGGAGGAAAAAUUGCCCCGCAUGUCGCCUCCGAAAGUGCUAUCAAGCCGGAAUGAUGCUUGGAGGCAGGAAGCUGAAGCGUUUUGGGGCCUUGAAAGCCUUGGGUUUGGCCCCAUCCUUGAUGUUCCAGUCCCACUUGGCAAUGUCCAGCGACAAUCAGACCUUGGCCUCCAUGUCUUGCAUACCAGGCAUCCGUGACGUGCAGCUCUCCCAGCAGAUCAUCAAUAUCCUGGAAAACAUCGAACCAGAGGUUGUGUACUCUGGUUAUGACAACACCCAGCCCGAUGUUCCCCAUCUCCUGCUCAACAGCCUCAACAGGCUGUGUGAGAAACAGCUGCUGUGGAUCGUCAAGUGGUCCAAGUCCCUUCCAGGGUUUCGUAAUCUUCACAUCACUGAUCAGAUGACCCUCAUCCAGUACUCGUGGAUGAACCUCAUGGUGUUCUCUCUCGGGUGGCGCUCUUUUCAGAAUGUCACCAGCGAGUAUCUGUACUUCGCACCUGAUCUGGUUCUUAGUCAAGAGCAAAUGAGGAGAUCUCCAAUUUAUGACCUCUGCCUGGCAAUACAGUUCAUCCCUCAGGAGUUUGCAAAUCUUCAAGUUACCCGUGAGGAGUUUCUCUGCAUGAAAGCCAUAAUAUUACUGAACACAGUGCCUCUUGAGGGACUCAAAAGUCAGGGUGCAUUUGAAGAGAUGCGACAAAACUACAUCCGGGAGCUGACCAAGGCUGUCCACAUGAGGGAGAAGGGCUUGGUGGCGAGCUCACAGCGAUUCUACCACCUCACCAAACUGAUGGACGCCAUGCAUGAGAUAGUGAAGAAGGUCAACCUGUUCUGCCUGAGCACCUUCAUCCAGGCAGACGCCAUGAAAGUGGAGUUCCCAGAGAUGAUGUCAGAGGUCAUUGCCUCCCAGCUUCCCAAGGUCCUGGCAGGCAUGGUGAGGCCCCUCUUAUUCCACACCAAGUGACGAUGCCAGCACAGACAUCGCAACUCUGCAGAGGCAUCCCGUGAAUUACUGUCCCUUCAGUUACUGGAUUUUUCAUAGCCUUCGCUUUUGUAGUCAGUCCUGUAUAGUUUGCCAAAUUGCAUCUAAUGGUCUUCAGCACUUUUACUGUGUGAGGUGAAACAGAAUGAACAUGUUCCCUAAAAAUAUGUUUUCAGUACAGAACUAUCUUGGAUAUUAUGAAUUCAGAGGCAUCAAUCAAUAAAACUCCUCAGAACCACUAGAGAUACUGAUAUUUUUCUAUUUAAGUAGCAAAAAAGAAAAAUACCCACAAAACAAUCAAAUAUUCAGUGUUUCUCACCAACAUUAUAUUCUUAAUAAAGGAGAAAUGCAGGAGACACCGACACCUGCCACUUAAAGUAAUGGAAUUCUUGUAGGCUUAGCAGCAGAGUGACUCACUGCACCUACUUCAGGGAGGAGAAGCUGGGAACAUAACCAUCUUUAAAAUAUUUGAAAAACAAAAACAACAACAAAAAAAAACUUACAGUGAGCUUAAGUGCAUUAGAAAUAACUCAAUUAGUGCACAUCUCAGCCAAGGCUGCGCAUUGUCUUAAAUGUAUAUUCAAAUUUUUUUUACAUCUGAUUGUCUCUCUGCAGCACAAUGCACACAAUGACACGUUUAAUGGGAUGCAUGUGACAGCUCUUCAGGUUUUUCACAAUGUUCAGAAAUACUUUCCCACAGAAAUGCCAAACAAUCCAUCCCUCUCUCCUUGGCACAUGGCCAAAUCUAACUGAACUGAAACCAGUUACUAUGUUCUUAAGCUGUACAGUUAACAAAGAAAUGUGACCAAAAAUGUAACUUCCCUGGCAGAGGUAAUGAAAAUGUGAAAUGAAAACAAUUGUUCACGGAGCUGUGGAUAGGAAGGAACCUUCAUCAUACUAGAAAAACUGUUUUCUGUAGUGACACUCACAGCCAUGUCAAAAUGUAGGGACACGAAGAGACGACUGUGUUUUAUCCUCUAACAGUUCAUUGACUUACAUUUCACUGUCACUAUUCACCUGUUUUACAUGUUGAAUUUCUCGCUGCAGUGAGUACAAAUUAAACUCGCUAACCAUGACAAAGAAUUUGGGUCACAGGUGUAAUAAAUCACGCUGUUUAUU